This is a messenger RNA of Electrophorus electricus (electric eel), 1617 nucleotides long. NCBI's taxonomy places the organism in Eukaryota, Metazoa, Chordata, Actinopteri, Gymnotiformes, Gymnotidae. The record is from RefSeq and is a predicted model, not a curated record.
AUCCAAUCUAAUACCUCAAAACUCAGUGUACAGUAUUUCACCUUGAUGACUAAAAAGAAUAGGCAGAGCCUCCACUCCACCCUUUAUAUCAUGGCCUAACCUAGACUAGGUCACAACAAAGAGCCAAGAAGUGGAAUAUUCCAGACAACAAAACAAAAAGGCAGAAAUUGAAAAUGGCUUCAUUACUGACCUGACAGAGCAUCACCAGAAAGGAUAUUCUCUAGUGACGUCUAUGUGUGUCUAUAUGGAGAAGGAUAAUGGAGAAAGAUUUGCAAUGAUGUCCUGCCUUUGUGCCCAUACGUUUGUUUCAGAACCUGUAUGCGAUGUUCUGGUAUCACUCCCACUUUGAAAGGAGGCUCAUGGGUUACACAUACCGUUUAAUCACGUCUACUCACCCCCGCCCUACCACAAGUCUGAGAGCAUCCAAGUUGCCGUGGUAUGCCGCCCACAACGUCGGAGUCAUCCCAUCCUCGUCCGGGGAAUUCAGGUCUUUACGCGUGGCCUUUUUGAAAUUGAAGCAAACAAAAGAGACAGUUGUUAUUUUCCCACAUCCCCAAGAUGAGCCAAGAUCGUGAUGUGAAACGUCUUGCUGUGAAUGUUAACCCUGAGGGCAUUCUUGAUGUGAUCGAUUACUAUGACAGGCCAGGAGGUGCAUAUGCUGAAGGACCGUAUGCCAACGCAGACACAUAUGCAUAUGCCUUUACUGACAAACCAGGACAACGUGUCCCAAAAGCUGGAGCUGUAGUUGAAGCUGGAGUAGGACGAGCUGGAGCAGAGUGGAGCAUCUUUGAAGCUGAAGCCAAAGGGCCAAACGCUUCUGCAGCUGCUCAGGCUAAUGUCCUGGGAGCGAGUGCCAUGGCACGGGCUGAGGUUGGAAGUGCAUCAGCUUCAGCUGGUCCAGUUAAAGUGACCGCUGGUCUGGGAGUGGACACAGGUGUAAGAGCUGGUGCUGAUGGAGUAGAAGUUAAGUUCCUGGGUACUGGUAUUAAAGUUGGUGAAACUGGUGUUGGGGUUUCAGUGCUUGGAAGUGAAGUAAGUUGCGCAAUAAUGUAACUGAAGAACAAAAUCUUAUCAGAACUCUAUUUUUCUUGUGAAAAGGUUUGAAAUCAAUCAAGCAGUGAAUUUGAAGUGUUUGGAAGGGAUUGAUUUCAUUCUGAAUAGUUCUCAGUACAUCUAACAUUUGAGGACUGCUUUAAAAUGGUCUUCUUUUACCAUGUAACCAUGUAAAAUGAUUUAAAAAAAUAAUAAAACAACUUACAGAAAAAAAAGAAUGCUGUCUUAAAUUUGUAUUUGUCCAAAUCCUCAUUAGCCAGCUAAAGGGACAGCUACAGUGACAGAUGAAGGGACAAAUACUGCUGGCUUAAGAAGGCCUCAUAGUGCUGAGUUACUGUAACGUUUCCACUUGGAACAAGCGAGAGGCCGAAUGCCUGUGCAGGGGGCAGUUUAUUAACAGAGGAAAAACACAAUCACUGAGGGCAAAAUAACAGGGGCAAGGAGAAAACACUGAGGCAAAAUGAUACACAAACUAAACAAAUGGAAAAGCAACGGCAAACCAACGAGCAUAAUUAAACACGACAGAACAAAUGUAACUUACCAAAAUAACCAACAAAGUAGUAG